AAUGGUGGCCACAGCUCGAGAAGGCGAGUGAGUCUGGCGCACUGCAUUAACGCCCGAACGUGUGGCUCUCCGGGCAGCGGCGGGGGCUCGCGGCGCGGCGGCCCCGGCGCAGAGCAGCUUCCCCCCGGACACGGCGGCCGGCGGCCACCGCUGCGCGGCCGAGCAAGAAGGUUUUGAAGAUGAUGACUUCCUGGAUUUCUAGCAGCAUGGUUCCACCAUGAGUGAACACCGGUUGGACCUCUGGUUCUGUGAAGAAUGUCAGGACCAUUUCCAAGAGGAGUGUCCGUCCCACGGCCCCCCGCUGUUUGUGCGUGACACCCCAGUGGCCACCGGGUCGGCCAACAGGGCGGUUCUCACUGUCCCGUCAGGCCUGGAAGUUUUCACGGAGGCAGACGAGGUGGACGUUCGCUGUGUGAAUCCAGGCUUCCCAAAGGGGGCAGUGUUCGGUCCGUAUGAGGGGGACCUGGUGUCCAAGGAUGAAUCAACUGGCUUCUUCUCCUGGAUUAUCAUUGGUUUGAACGGCUCAUAUCAGUCCAUCGAUGGCAGUGAUGAGACCAAGGCCAAUUGGAUGAGGUUUGUGCGGACCUCAUCAGAAGAGAGCGAGAGGAACCUGACAGCAUUCCAGCACGGUGAAAACAUCUACUUCAGAGUCUGCAGGAAGUUGUUGACCGGAGAGAGGCUGAGAGUUUGGUACAGUGACAACUACAUCCGACAACUCCACUGUGUCUCCCGGGACAGCAUUGAUCGCAACCUGGACUCAGGUCCUGGGAAGCCAGCAGCGCUGCCCAAACUCCUGAAGGACUUUAAAUCUCCCUGCCUAAAAUCAGCUCUUCAUGGCAAACUCUUCAGUAAACAACCCAAGGACGAGUCGGACAACCAACCUCCGGCCAAGAGGAAGAAGAUUGACCUGAUUUUCAAAGAUGUUCUAGAAGCGUCCCUGGAGGACUCCAGCAAAUCCUGGUCCCGGCCUUGUCUUCUUGGUGGUGGUAGAAGGCCGAGCCUCCAGCUGGGCCUCAGUUUGUCAGAGAGCAGCGUGAGCUGUCUGGACGUGAAGGUGGAGGAAACUGAGGAGGACAGUCGCAGCAGAGAGGAGCCUUCUACCUCCUUCUGCCCCAACUGUGUCAAACUGAAGAGGAGGAUCCUGGAGCUGGAGGAGGAGCUAUCACGUCUUAGAGGAGACCAAAAGAACGCCAUUGGCCCUUUGAGUGCUAAACAAGCCCGGCUCGACUCUGAUCAGGCCGCGCCACACCCAGAGCAGGCUCCCAUAGAGGAUUUUAAAGGUAUGGAGGCUUUGACACCGACUCAGGUCGCGAUGGAUGAGGACGACCAGGACGUGGACUCGGCUGAUGAAUCAAUUGCAGCAGAUCUGGUGAUUUCUCCAGAGGACCCAACGAAGCUCUACUCAGGAGGAAGCAGACGGAUUCGCCGCUUCAAGCAGGAGUGGCUGAAAAAGUUCUGGUUCCUUCGUUACUCCCCGACCCUGAAUGAGAUGUGGUGCCAUGUCUGUCGCCAGUACACCGUCCAGUCAUCUCGCACGUCAGCCUUCAUCAUCGGCUCCAAACAGUUCAAAAUCCACACCAUCAAGCUCCACAGCCAGAGCAACCUCCACAAGAAGUGCCUGCAGCUGUAUAAGCUGCGGAUGCAUCCAGAAAAGACAGAGGAGAUGUGCAAGAACAUGAUCCUGCUGUUCAACGCAGCGUACCACUUGGCCGCGGAGGGGCGGCCCUUCUCCGAUUUCCGUCCGCUAGCAGAGUUGCUAAAGAAGUGUGAUCUGAAAGUGGUGGAUCAGUACAUGAACGAAAGCGAUUGUCAGAUCCUCAUCCACCACAUCGCCCGUGCUUUUAAAGAGGAUCUGGCUGAGAAGAUGCGGUUAUCACCCUUUCUGAGCAUCAUAAUGGAUGCCCAAAAUGACAACCUUUUCUCAGACAUGGUAUCGGUUUAUGUCCAGUUCAUAACCAGCGAGGGCUCUCCCAACGUAGAAUUCCUGUCCCUGCAGAGACUGAGCAUGGCCGGCGUUGAUGGAUAUCUCCAGAUCUUAGACCGUGCCUUCAGCGUCCUGGGCCUCAGGUUUGAGGACUUGCUGGUGGUUGGUCUCGGCGUGGACGGGACCAACAUCUCUUCAGGGACGAGAGCAAACCUGUACAUAGCUGUCCAGAAGAGCUUUCCCUGGAUCCUCUGUCUCCCCAUCAUGAUCCACCGGCCUCAUUUGGAAGUGCUGGACGCCAUCAGUGGGAAGGAGCUCUCCUGCCUCGACGAUUUGGAGAACAACCUCAAGCAACUGCUCAGUUUCUACCGCUACUCUCCUCGCAUGAUGGCGGAGCUGCGAUCCACGGCCCCAACACUGUCGGAGGAGACAGAGUUCCUGGGAGACAUCAGAGCUGUACGAUGGAUCAUCGGAGAACCCAAUGUCCUCAACGCUCUCAUCAAGGAUUAUCUGGAGGUCGUAGCUCACCUGAAGGAGAUCAGCAGUCAGACUCAGACGGAUGAUGCAGCAGCCAUUGCUCUCACCCUCCUCCAGUUCCUGUUAGAUUACCAGUCAGUAAAACUCAUCUACUUCCUCCUGGACAUUAUCGCUGUUCUCUCACGGUUAGCCCUCACUUUCCAGGGCGAGUAUCUGCUGGUGUCACAGGUCAAAACCAAGAUAGAGGAGGCUAUCGAAGAGAUUGGCCAGUUGGUGGACUGCCCUGGAGAAUAUCUGCAGGAGUUUGAGGAAAACUUUAGAGAAAGUUUCAACGGCGUCGCUUUGAAGAACCUGCGUGUUGCAGAGUCUAAGUUUCAGUCCAUCCGGGAGAAAAUCUGCAGUAGGAGCCAAGGCAUCUUGUCACAGAGGCUGGACUUGCAGAGCCGUUCCUUUUCCAAAGCUUGCAAAGUCUUGGACCUGUCCUCUUGGCCUCACAGCCACGAGGGGCUGCAGGCCUAUGGGGAGGAGGAAAUUCAAAUCAUGUUCAACCACCUGGAGUCCAUUCCCUCUGCAUGUCAGGAGACCUGGAACGAGAGCAGGAGCUGCCUCAUGGUGGAAUGGAAGGAUCUGAAAGUAGACUACUACGGUAUGAACAGUUUUAAAGACGUCAUCAGUCACAUCUGCAGGUUCAGACAACGUUUUCCAUUGCUGAACCGGAUUGUGCAGGCCGUCAGGGUCCUGCCCAGCUUCACAGGCUGCUGCGAUAAGGGCAGAGGAUCUCUCCAGAAGAUGUGUAAGAACAACCGUUCUCGACUGUCCAUGGAGCAGAUGAACGACCUGCUCACCGUGGCCGUCAAUGGACCGUCUAUUGGCAAUUUUGAUGGGAAGCGAGCGCUGGACAGCUGGUUUGAGGAGAAGUCUGGGAGCAGUUAUUCAAUCUCUGCUGAAGUGUUGAACAGGAUGUCAGCUGCUGAGCAGAAGCACGUCUUGCACAACGUUGACAUCAACACCGAGUUCUACCCGGAUGUCUAACAGGAACGUUGGUGGUGCACUGGAAUAACAACCCAAUAAUACGACAGUUUCACACACACCAGCAGACAACCAGGUUGUUCUAAAAGCUAGAGGAAUUUCAUAAAAGCUGCAAACACAUACCUAGGAAAGUCAGGACACGGGGAAUUUAGGUGAUGCCGAUGAAAGGAUUCAUAGCUUUAUCCAUCUAUCCCUUAUUUUACUCUGGUUUCAUCCUGUUCAGGCUCAUGUAGGGUUGUAGAGCGAGUGAUGGGAUAUAAACCUGGAUAAGUCACCAGUGACAGAAAGAAAGAUCCACAUCUGUUGAUAGCACUAUAACCUCCCUAUUAAUAUCCCAAGUUUCACCAGCUAAAGUCAUUUGUAUAUAUAUCCUAGAGAGUGUCAUCUGUCAGAUUCCUCUAGAAAGCAGGUCAUACUUCAAAGUCAGACCAAACAACAGCGUGUGCGAGUGCAGCACUUUAGACUAUCAUUGAAGGUGACACAUAAAUAUUGCUAGUGACAGGAACUCUGCCCACAUCUGAAAAAGCCUUCAGAUCAGACAAAGAUUGCACAUGAAUCUGUUACGGCUCUGUGUUUUCUCUGUAGUGGAAAAUAACCAUGAAUCCAGCUAUUUCUCAGAGCAGCAUCAUUAACUACAGCUACAAACUGGUUCGGCACCACCUUUCUGGUGCACACCACUGAUCAAAUGGGUCCGACAAAGAGUCAAGGGGUUCCUAAUUUUGAAAAGUCACUGAAGAAGACAUAAGAUCACAAAAAGACAUACUCGAAUGCAAAGAAAAACUGAUUAUUUCAUUGCAGACUGAAAAUCAAAGACCUGUAAAGUCACCUGCAAAGGAAACGAGAGUCAACCAAAUUUCACAGACUGACCAGAAAGACUCAAUAAAUAACUAUUGAGAUACAAAAUAAAAACACAAAUAGAUAAAAAAUGUUCUCAGAGACCAAAAAUAAUGGGAAAGCAUAGAACGCCUGGUUCCGCUGGCCGCAUUCAACUGGACAUCGUCCUGAAAUCCUGCUCUGGCUCACUGACCAGUAUUAUUCAAUCUGAGCUGCACUUGUUGCAUUUCAUAAUGAAGCACUUGUUUCUACGCCAAUAGACAGUUACACAUGGAGAACAAUGAGUCAAACUAAAAGUCUGUGCUAUUGAGCCCUUUUUCUACUUAUUUACCAGUUGGACAUUCAGUGUCGUAGUGCCUGACAGACAUGACAGUGCCAGGAUGUAUAAAAGAUUUACGUUUCCAUUAGAAAUGCGUUCAGCCCUGCUUUACACUGUACGUUUUGCAUCAAAUGUACAUACUAUAAAUGCUUUAAAGCAUGUUUUUAAGGAGGGUAUUUUUUCCUUGAAUUUAUGAUUGUGCCAAAAGGAUCAAAUGCAUGAAGCAAACUAAAAUGGUGCUAUCCUGUCAUGCAUUAUUUUGCCAUAUUUGUUUAAAUGUUUAUAGCAGUGAAUGAUAUCAAUUGAAUAUGCUUUUUUUCCAGUGAUGCAUAAUUAUCACAUUUGAAUGUUUAUGAAAAGGAUUUCUGCUUCCAAUAAUCUUUAAAUGCACAAUCAGCCGAUACUUUGAGCUUCGUCUUAAUUGAUGUUUCAGCCAGAAAUGAUGGAACCAAAGUGAGGUGAGAACGUAAUAUGUCAGCAGUAUGGCAAAAGACCACUGUAUCUGUACCAAAUAUUAGUUAUGAUCGAUUCAUCUGUAAGUUCAUGUUCAUAAAAAGCAUCUGUUUUUCUUGCUUUUGAGUUCUGACAGUGUUUUUACGUCUGAUGAAAGAGGUUCUCAGUCAAAUACAUAGCUAAAGCAUUUGCUGUCAUUCUGACCAUAUACAAAACACCAUUAACCUUCAUUUCAGUGUGCAGAAAAUAUGUUACAGACACGAAAUUAAACAUUAUUACCUGUUAAGACAAUGAUUUUCUUUCACCAGUCUUGUGCACAUGCAUCUCUUUUCAGUCUUUAGGAUGACCCAAAAUAUUGUGGAAAUCUGCUAAAUAAAUCUUUAUAACA
Cololabis saira (Pacific saury) is the source of this 5424-nucleotide messenger RNA. It is a transcript of the gene prdm11, whose product is annotated as PR domain containing 11. The transcript has 7 exons. Bases 218 to 3433 code for a protein of 1071 amino acids. Lineage: Eukaryota; Metazoa; Chordata; Actinopteri; Beloniformes; Belonidae. Gene Ontology annotation, molecular function: protein binding. The record is from RefSeq and is a predicted model, not a curated record.